GGAGAUGAAGCAGGCAGAGUCGGCGGUGGUGAUGGAGACGACAACGACGACCACGUCGGAGAUGACAGAGUUACGGAACCGCUACCAGACCCUACAGAUGGAAUACCAGGGACUACGUAUGGGGAUGGCGAACCUAGAGGCCAGGCUGUUGGAGGUUCAGUCCCAGUUCCAGCAACGUCUGUCUGGGUAUAGUGGCAAGGUGAUGGGCCUGGAGGGAGAACUGACCUCCAUAAGGGCCAGCACCACUGAGCAGAGCCAGGACUACCAGAUCCUUCUGAACAUCAAGAGUCGUCUAGAGAUGGAGAUCCAGCAGUAUAAGCAUCUGCUGGAGGGAGCCGGCCUGGGAGGGGGCAUGGUCUCUGGAGGGGCUGACCUGGGAGGGGGCAUGUUGGUCUCUGGAGGGGCCGGGAGGUCGGCAGGUAAAACUUGUUAGUUAGGAUCUCUCUCA
Messenger RNA from Oncorhynchus keta (chum salmon), 448 nucleotides. RefSeq names its product keratin, type I cytoskeletal 50 kDa-like. Lineage: Eukaryota; Metazoa; Chordata; Actinopteri; Salmoniformes; Salmonidae. Gene Ontology annotation, molecular function: structural molecule activity. The transcript is spliced from 3 exons. The record is from RefSeq and is a predicted model, not a curated record. Bases 5 to 433 code for a protein of 142 amino acids.